Molecule: messenger RNA, 2112 nt
Organism: Haplochromis burtoni (Burton's mouthbrooder)
Lineage: Eukaryota; Metazoa; Chordata; Actinopteri; Cichliformes; Cichlidae
Exons: 2
Coding region: 820-2070 (416 amino acids)
Source: RefSeq, a predicted model, not a curated record
UUCUGACAAAACAACCCCGGCUUAAGCCCAGUAAGCCACCCCCACGCUCCGCCCCUGCCGGUGACAAACAUUUACCUGAACGAUCUGACGGCAAGUAAGAGACACUUAAGAAAGAUCUGUUUGUUUUUGCUAUAAAUAGUGGUUUUACAUGGUUUUACUUUGAUUUAAGGACAUUUGGCGACAGUGUCCAAACACCAGUUCUCUACUAAAACUGAAUCAGACAGUUUGGGAACACCAAAACAGCAAAGGUGAGUAGUGACCACAUUUGACUCUUAAAGCCUUUAUUGACGAUUUUACAAGCGCUCUUUAAACGACUGUAACUCGGAGUUUUAUAUAUCCUUUAUUAAUGCAGUUAGAAAAAAGUCCAGGCGGCUUAAAUGAUGCUUGGUCAAUAAAGGGUUAAUUUUAUUUAAAUAAAUUAACUUUAGUCUGACAUUUGAAGUGUCUCAUAUCAAGCUCCAGAUGUGGACACCUGUCCAUGCAAAUCAGGGUCAGCUGAUGUUAAAUCACACAGUCAAAGAUCUUUUGGUAACAGCCAGUUAAAUAUAUUUAUUUUUCACAGCAAAAAGCUCUGGGUUUGAAUGAGAAGGCGGCAUUCUUCUUUCACUUUAACCCAAAUCUCAGCAUUGAUUAGAAGGAUCUAUACACAUGUUUUCAUUAUGUUUUUACUGUGUGGAUGAUAAAUGAACUACUGAUGGUGUAUACAGAUUACUGAAUGAGUGAAGAAAAGCUGAUGUGAGAAACAGCCUGUGUAGGUGUCAAUAACUCUGCUCUGUUAAGAAACUCUGAUUGCAGACGCCCCUUCUCUGGUGGAUCACUAUGACGAUGGUCUUCAAUCUGUCUGCUGGAAGUUUGUCUGUAAUAAACCAAAAGAAGCUUGCAAAACUUAUUGAACAGAUAAGCACAAGUAUCAAAGACAGGUACAACAUUGAAGAAAUGUAUGCAGUGGCCGCAAGUGUUCCGAAGGAUGAAGACCAAGUUUCUUAUGACUUCACAAAGGUGACGCCAAACCAACAGACAGAAUUGAAUGAUGGCAUCCUCAGGUCUCCUAGACUUGUGGUAGCCACAAGGAAAAAAGUCUACAAUAAAAAUGGGGACUGUCUAUAUACUGAACAUGCAGAGUGGCGUGUUCUUCAGAAUCUUAAUCUUGAAGGUCAGGAUGGUGAUUUGUUGGUCUUCUUCUCUCAUGCCAGUCCAUGUGCCGAAAAGUGUGCAGAUCCAGAUGGAAAAUACAGGAUCACUGAUCAGCUCCUACGUCUCUUUAAUGGACGUGAGUGGGGUGCAAAGGCGUUUGUAUUUAACGUUUUAUUCAGGCCACCUAGGCAGGACAUUAAUCCAGACAGGAUAAAUUUUGCCCUGACAAAUAUUGGAAUAGCCAUUGAUCACGAAAACUUAUUUCGCUGUAACGAAACUAAUAAUGGCGAUUUCCAUUGCAUCAAAUGCUUUAAUGGUAGUCAGAUAAACCCAAAUGCCUACAAAAGGAGCUGGAACAGGAAGCUCCAGGCGGUGCACCGUUGGUCAGAUGAACAGUCAAAGUCUACCCAAAUCAUCAACCACAUGGUCCUGGAUACGAUACACCCCCUCCAGUUUGCAUACCGCCCCAAUCGAUCAGUUGAUGACGCAACAGCAUUUGCCCUGCACCACAGGGCAUUAGCAUUAGCCCUGCACCACACUCUGCAACAUCUGAAGAGUAGCAGCACGUAUGUCAGGAUGCUCUUCCUGGACUACAGCUCUGCUUUCAACACCAUCCGCCCGGGCAAGCUGAUCGAGAAACUGAGUGAUGUCAACAUCCCAACUCUCACUUGCAACUGGAUCCUGGACUAUUUGACAGAGAGACCACAGGUGGUGAGAAUUGGAGGACGCGUGUCUGCUGAGCUCACUAUCAGCACUGGAUCUCCACAGGGCUGCUGCCUCAGCCCUAAACUCUUCACCCUGUACACCCAUGACUGUGUCUCCACCCAGGAAAACGCCAUCAUCAUCAAAUACGCUAACAACACCACCAUCCUGGGGCUCAUCAACAGGGGGUACGAGUCUGGGUACAGAACUCUACACUGUUCCAAAAAAUAUUAAUGUCAAACUAUCUUACUGUAUAUUUUACAGUUUUGUACUGUC